GUUUUGAUCCAAAAAGAUUAAGGCAUGAUGCUUUAGUUAUAGAUACUGAAAAACAUAAUAAUAAUUUUUUAAAUGCAUUCAUUGAAAAAAAAAAUAUAGAUUGUAUGCUAGAAAGAUCAGCUAUAUUUUUAUUACAAUACUUUGAAUCAGUUUGGAAUAAUUUAGGUAAAACACAAAAACUUACAAAAAGAAAAGCAAAUGAAAAACAAUAUUAUGAUCUUCCAACAAUGGGUAAAUUAUGGGAAGUUGCUUUACCAACAGCUUUUCUUUCAUCACACAUUCCUAAUACUCAAAAAUUUUGUGAUGCCAACUUUU
Molecule: messenger RNA, 315 nt
Organism: Entrophospora candida
Lineage: Eukaryota; Fungi; Glomeromycota; Glomeromycetes; Entrophosporales; Entrophosporaceae
Source: the annotation of a GenBank genome assembly